This is a messenger RNA of Protobothrops mucrosquamatus (brown spotted pit viper), 1763 nucleotides long. RefSeq names its product dihydrouridine synthase 3 like (gene DUS3L). Gene Ontology annotation, molecular function: metal ion binding; RNA binding; tRNA dihydrouridine synthase activity. Lineage: Eukaryota; Metazoa; Chordata; Lepidosauria; Squamata; Viperidae. Gene Ontology annotation, biological process: tRNA processing. The record is from RefSeq and is a predicted model, not a curated record.
AUGGAGGCGGCCGGAGUGGCCCCCAUCCGAGCCCAGUACCGCUGUACGAAAGAGGAUUUCCACGCUUACCUUGAAAAAGAAGAGAAGCCGAGGAAAGAUCCAGAUGGAGCGAAGAACAACCUGGAGGCCGAGCCGGGGCUGCCUCCCGCCAAGCUGCAGAAGCUGGAACUUGAUGGGGCCGAAGAAGAGAGGCCGGCGGAAGUUGCCGUUGCCGCCGAGAGCGCACAAGGGCCUCCGGGACGGAAGAGGCUGCGAGGGCAGAACAAGAACCGCCCUUGCAUGAAGCCGGCUCACUACGAGAAGCAGCGCUUGUGCCCCUCCGUGGUUCACGAACGUGUGGAAAAAUGCUUCUACGGCGCCAAGUGCCGCUUCCUGCACGACCUGAAGGAGUACAUGGCCGCCAAGCCACCCGACCUCGGGGGGCGCUGCCUGCUUUUUGAGACCUUCGGCAGGUGCACGUACGGGGCCACCUGCCGGUUCGCCGGAGCUCACCUGGGAGAGGACUACAAGAACCGGGUGAACGCCGAGCUCCUGAAGCAGUGGGAGGGACGGCUGGCGGUGAGGAACAGCCUCAGCAAGGACGUCCAGCAACAGCUGCGGAAGAAGAAAAUGCCCUUUGCCAGAUCCAGCGAGUACCUCCGUUCCUUGGGGAAGUCCCAUCCGGCCAGGAGGCCCGGGACCUGGGAUGCCAGCCCCGUAGCAGCCAAGACGGGGGUCUCGGACUGUUCUGAAGGACCAAAGGAGCCUGGAAUGGCCAGGUUGGAGGCCCCGGACAAUCCUAACCCAUCCGAAGAAGAAGGACUCGGUUCUGCUCCGAAGGGCUCAAGUCCUUCGGCAGAACCUGCUCUGAAAAGGCUGGGCGCUGUGACGGACGAGGACACGGUGAAGCUGAGGCCGUCUGAGAAAGCCCAGCUGGACCUCCGUGGCAAGCUCUAUUUGGCCCCCCUGACAACGUGCGGCAACCUGCCCUUCCGGAGGGUAUGCAAAGGCUACGGGGCGGACGUCACCUGCGGAGAGAUGGCGGUCUGCACCAACCUGCUUCAGGGACAGUCGUCCGAAUGGGCCUUGCUGAAGCGGCACGAGACCGAGGACCUCUUUGGGGUUCAGCUGGAAGGAGCCUUUCCAGACACCAUGACGAAAUGCGCGGAGCUGCUGAACCAAACCAUCGAGGUGGAUUUUGUGGAUAUUAACGUGGGGUGCCCCAUUGACCUGGUCUAUAACAAGGGUGGUGGAUGCGCUCUGAUGACCCGCAACAAUAAGUUUGAGCAAAUCGUCCGCGGCAUGAACUCCGUCCUGGAUGUUCCCCUGACGGUGAAGAUCAGGACAGGCGUGCAAGAGAAAACGAACCUGGCUCAUAAAGUGAUCCCCAACCUCCGAGAAUGGGGAGCCUCGUUGGUGACGCUUCACGGCCGGUCGAGAGAGCAGAGGUACACAAAGAUGGCAGACUGGGAAUACAUUGCAGAGUGUGUCAAAGUGGCCAGCCCCAUGCCUCUCUUCGGAAAUGGCGAUAUUUUCUCUUUCGAAGAUGCUAACCGGGCCAUGACGAGCGGAGUUUCAGGGAUCAUGAUUGCACGGGGAGCGCUGAUCAAACCUUGGAUCUUCACCGAAAUCAAAGAACAGCGGCACUGGGACAUCUCUUCCAGAGAGAGGCUGGAGAUUCUCCAGGACUACACAAACUAUGGUUUGGAACACUGGGGCUCAGACACCCAGGGCGUGGAGAAGACCAGGAAGUUCCUGCUGGAGUGGCUUUCCUUCCUCUGCAG